CAGUCUCCUGUCAGUUCUCUCAGCUCCGUCCUGCCCGGCGCAUGGUGCCCGCUGCUGCUGCCGCCUCCGCCGGACGAUCUCCCCGGGUUCCAGGCGCUGUGGGCGGCCAUGACCUAGAUGACCGUGGACGGGAUGAGUUUUCACAAGGAGGACGGUGUGAGCCUGUGCCAGAAGGCGCUGCAGAUCGUGUCCGAGCUCUGCCUGGGGGGGCAGGUGGAGUGGGACAAGUGCACCGGCAUCUUCCCCCGGAGCAACCAGGGAGCGGGCAGUACAGACAUUUCGGUGAGUCUCCUCGCCGUGGUGGUCAGCUUCUGCGGUUUGGCGCUGCUGGUGGUCUCGCUCUUCGUCUUCUGGAAACUCUGCUGGCCGUGCUGGAGGAGUAAACCCGUCACCUCCGUGACCAAUGGCGUCCCCCCAUGCGUCCCCAGCGCCCCUCCUGAAGUGACCGAAACCGAGGAAAAAAAGGAGAUAAAACAGAACGGGAAACAGUCGGUGAAGAUGCAGGAGGCGGCCAUGAAGAUCAGCCACACGUCCCCCGACAUACCGGCCGAGGUGCAGAACGCCCUGAAGGAACACCUGAUGAAGCACGCCCGCAUGCAGCGCCAGAUCACCGAGCCCACCUCAUCCUCACGGCACAAUUCCUUUAGAAGACACUUACCCAGGCAAAUGCAAGUGUCCAGCGUGGACUUCAGCAUGGGCAUAGAACCUCUUCAGAGAGGAGAGACCACCACCAGCAUCGGCAGGAUCAAACCGGAAUUAUACAAACAGAAAUCCGUAGACUCCGAAGACAACCGGAAGGAAGACGCCAAGAUAUGCGGGAAGCUCAACUUUGCCCUCCAGUACGACUACGAGAACGAGCUGCUGGUGGUCAAGAUCCUGAAGGCCCUGGAACUGCCGGCUAAGGACUUGUGUGGGACCUCGGACCCCUACGUCAAGAUCUAUCUCCUCCCGGACAGGAAGAAGAAGUUUCAGACACGGGUGCACAGGAAGACCCUUAACCCCGUGUUUGACGAGACCUUCCAGUUCCCGGUGGCCUAUGACGAGCUCAGCAAUAGGAAACUUCAUUUUAGUGUCUACGACUUUGACCGCUUCUCCAGACAUGACAUGAUUGGGGAGGUUAUCCUCGAUAAUUUCUUCGAGGUCUCGGAUCUCUCGAGAGAAGCCACGGUAUGGAAGGACAUCUACUGCGCCACCACAGAAAGUGUUGACCUUGGGGAGAUCAUGUAUUCUCUCUGUUAUCUGCCCACGGCCGGCAGGAUGACUCUAACCGUUAUCAAAUGUCGGAACUUGAAGGCGAUGGACAUCACAGGAUCAUCCGAUCCCUAUGUGAAGGUGUCACUCAUGUGUGAAGGCCGCCGAUUGAAGAAACGCAAAACCACCACAAAAAAGAACACAUUAAAUCCAGUGUACAAUGAGGCGAUCAUAUUCGACAUCCCCCCGGAGAACAUGGACCAGGUCAGCCUCUCUAUAGCGGUCAUGGAUUAUGACAGGGUGGGACACAAUGAAGUCAUUGGAGUGUGCAGAACCGGAGUGGAUGCCGAGGGGCUUGGCAGAGACCACUGGAAUGAGAUGUUGGCAUACCCAAGAAAACCAAUUACCCAUUGGCACGCAUUAGUGGAGAUGCCAGGCAGAGCAACCAGUUUUGACAGUCAAGGAUCUUGCUCUUCUCCAAAGCCUCCUCUGACACCUUAGAAUAAACCGGAAGGUCUUACACGUCAACCGAUUGCCUAACACACACCCGACCGAGUCAAGGAACUUGGUGUACAGCAACCAAUCAGAAGUGAAUUUAUUGUGCGAUGUGACAACACUCAACGUCUCCAGCAGGAGGCACUCACAGUCCCAGCGGCACAAGCAGAAGACCUGCCGCUGAUGCGAGAAUCGUGAGGUCACUUAUGUUAUUCCUUGUGGUGGGUCUUUCCCUGUAAUGUGUGGUACUUAACACAAACGCACUCAGGAGUAAUAUUUCUAUGUCGUUUUAUAUAUAUAUAUAUAUAUAUAUAUAUAUAUAUAUAUAUACACAGUGUAUCAAUACCUAAAUGUCUGACCAAAAGAGUAGAUGCCCGCAGAGGAAGCGGUGAAACUUUUACAACUCCUCCCACAGUCAAUGGGGCUUAACAUCAAACCAGCACUAGAAUUUUGACUGCGUUGAAUGAGUUCAGCCUUUAAGUAAAGUCCAAAUCUUAUGCAGAGUUAAAAGAAAACUGCCUAAAAAGUUAGAAAAAAUUUGAAAAGAUGGCUUAAAAAGCGCUAAAUUAUUCAUAUUGUCUUUGACAUUUUUUUUUUUUUAUUAUUUCUAUUCAUCGCUAUAAGGGCUGGGCUCAGGGGAAAUGUUCAGCUUGAGUUUUUUUUUUUGAAUUUGAUGCUUCCCUUUUGGACUUUUUUGGUGGUUAUAAAACUUGAAUUAGUUUUCUCAGAGUUAAAAUUCAGAAUUGUCAUCGGGAAAUGGAGAACAAAAAAAAAAGUAUCUAGAAAAAUUUUUGGCCCAUUGAAAACAUUUUUGGGUCUAUGACACCAUUGAAAAAAGCCAAGAACAGUGGUCGGUCAGUCCUGUAGAUGGUGAAGUCAUGGCGGUCACUCGCUGAGACUCUACUGGUCAGUCACCAGUCUGCUGAGUAUCACAUGGGAGCCUAAGAAGGGCGGGUAAUUGACCAAAUAGUUUUGGCCCACAGGGGUGCUACGUUUGGUGCUAAGUACCAUAUUGAUUUGCUAGGUACCCUAUUAGCUUCAGUCAUGGCACCCUUCAUAUGCUCUCAUUUAAAGGGCUGGCUUCAUUCAGUUUUCUAACUCAAAAACUUGCGCCAGUCAACAGCAGCCAAAACUAAUAUUGCUGCCAUUACCCAGCAUGCUAGUCCUGAUUGGCUGCCAUGCUUUAGUGGGAUUUUGCACAAAAAAAAUGCCAUGCAAAUUGAGUAUGAAUGUUGACUUAAAAUUAUAUUA
Molecule: messenger RNA, 2937 nt
Organism: Hyla sarda
Lineage: Eukaryota; Metazoa; Chordata; Amphibia; Anura; Hylidae
Gene: SYT10
Product: synaptotagmin 10
Exons: 7
Coding region: 118-1692 (524 amino acids)
Biological process (GO): calcium-ion regulated exocytosis; regulation of dopamine secretion; cellular response to calcium ion
Cellular component (GO): membrane
Molecular function (GO): phosphatidylserine binding; syntaxin binding; calcium-dependent phospholipid binding
Source: RefSeq, a predicted model, not a curated record